Talpa occidentalis (Iberian mole) is the source of this 2730-nucleotide messenger RNA. It is a transcript of the gene MAL2, whose product is annotated as mal, T cell differentiation protein 2. Gene Ontology annotation, cellular component: membrane. Gene Ontology annotation, biological process: myelination. The record is from RefSeq and is a predicted model, not a curated record. Gene Ontology annotation, molecular function: structural constituent of myelin sheath. NCBI's taxonomy places the organism in Eukaryota, Metazoa, Chordata, Mammalia, Eulipotyphla, Talpidae.
AUGUCGGCCGGCGGAGCGGCCGUCCCGCCGCCCCCGAACCCCGCCGUGUCCUUCCCGGCGCCUCGGGUCACCCUGCCCUCCGGCCCUGACAUCCUGCGGACCUUCGGGGCCUUCGUCUGCCUGGAGAUUCUCUUCGGGGGCCUUGUCUGGAUUCUGGUCGCCUCCUCCAACGUUCCUCUACCUCUGCUGCAAGGAUGGGUGAUGUUCGUGUCCGUGACGGCCUUUGUCUUCUCCCUUCUCUUCCUGGCCGUGUUCCUCUCCGGCAUGGUGACGCAGAUCGAUGCCAACUGGAACUUCUUGGAUUUUGCUUACCAUUUUACAGUGUUUGUUUUUUACUUUGGCGCCUUUUUACUGGAAGCAGCAGCCACAUCCCUGCACAGUCUGCACUGCAAUACAACCAUGGGUUUGCAGCCACUCCUGGAUGAAAACCAGUAUAACAUAAACGUAGCUGCCACAAUUUUUACCUUUGUGACGACAGCUUGUUAUGGUUGCAGUUUGGGUUUGGCCUUACGGAGAUGGCGACCGUAACACUCCUUAGAAACUGCCCGUGUGUGCGUCUCGUUGGUCUACUUAUAUCGUCAUCUGGUCACUUUGGAUAUUGUUCGCUCAGAGAGAACAACAUUCCAAAAGUAACAUGUUCAGGAUAGAGAGAGAAUCUAAGUAAAAGUUUUUGUUCAUAUCAUGGUUGGAAUUUUAAUUGUCUUAUGAUGUAGAACAGAGAAAUAACCUAUAAUUUUGCAUCCAUCCCUUUGUUUUUCUAAAGAAAACUUCCAUUAACAUCUAUAAAAUAUUCAAUAUAUAGAUAUUGUUCAUCUCAUUCUAUAGUUGCUAAGACAACUGAACCUUAAUUUUAGUAGGUACCUAAAACUCCUGAAAAAAAAAAAAUAGCACAUUUCAACUAGGUUUCUUGAUGAAUCCAAUAUUUUAGUGUAAAACAAGUUCUGACACUCUUUUUUUAUAGUUUCAGAUGGUAAAUAUUUUAGACUUAGCAGACCAUACAGUUGCUGUCAUAGCUAUUCAGCUCUGCUGUUACUACCUGAAAGCAGCUAUGGACAAUACAUAAAUGAAUGUGUGUGGCUAGAUUCCAAUAAAACUUUACAAAAACAUGCCCCAGGCUGAAUUUGGCCUGUGAGCUGUGCACUAUAGUUUGCUGACUUCUGGUAUAAAACUUUUGUUCUAUGUUCUAUAUUCCACCAGACUAAUUUUGAAAGACAUGAAACUACUUAGAUAAGACACAUAAUAUUUAGUCUCAUUAUGCAAUAAUCACUUUGCCUUUGUGUUAAUGGUCAGAUAUUUAUCCUUGAAGGAGUGUAUAGUUUCUCAAGCUAAUUCAAGCAGAGUCUUGGGCAUAAGAAAAAGUAAUUUAUGAAAUGAUCCCUAGUUCCUUAAUCAAACUAAGGGUCUCCUGACAAGUGAGCAAAUCUCUUACUUGGCAUCUUUCAAAUGAGGUCUCCAGGGACCAUUAAUCACUGCAGGAACUGGUAUUUAGCGACUUAUAUAUUAUUUUGGAUUUAUUUAUGUUUCAGAAUAUACUUGUUUGCCCUGUGCAUGAAUACAGGAAUAUUUGUGUGUGGAUAUUUGAGGUUCUACCAAAUAGAGCUCUCUGAAGAAUUAAUUGUUUACUGCUAGCUAUUUUGCAUUGAUGUUUGAGUUAAAUUUGAAUAGAGUAUUAAAUUUAACUUAAAGUUGUAGAGUCUUACAUGCUUUGAUAAUCACCCUACAUCUGUGUUGUUUUGCUUGGGUAACAUACACAAAAGCAGUUUUGAAACAAUACCUAUCACAAAAACUGUAUCUGGCUGGAUAGCACAGGGAAAAAUACCAUAUUUUAACCCCUGUAGACAUCCUGGCUGUGGAACAGAGUCAGAGUAGUUUGAAUGGGAGAACAAGGUAGAGUUAGAUUCCAAAUGCUGCCACACUGUCCAGGGUGCCCAAAGGGCUGCCUGUGGGGAGAGGGCUUUCGAUCACUCUAUACUUUCAGCUCUUUGAUUUUUGGCUGAAUCAUUCCCUAAGCCAUGUAUAAGUUGGGCUGUUAGAUUUCAUGGAACAUAGAACAAUCAAGAAUGAAUAUUGUAAUCAAUGCUCAGUGAUCAAAUGCUAUUUAUGUAUCAAUCCCCUAGAAAGAAAAAAAACAAUUAGAGAUUAGUUUGUGAUAUAACUAUAAAGAUUAAAAUAUAUGUUUUAAUAUGUGGCUUGAGAAAAUCGGUCUUAUGACUUUAUACACAUGUCUUAUAUUUUCUAUACUAUCCUACUCCCUUAGUUUUUCUAGGUCCAUCUGCCACACUUCAACCUGUAUUAUGAACUGUAUAUUACAAAGUCAUAAAAUGUGCCAUAAAGGUAUAUAUUCUAGUGGGAAUCGUUUAAAGUUAGCGUACUAGAUUUAGCUGUGAGAUUUUUAUUUUUGUUUCCAAGGUAUAACAGGUCCGCGCUUGGUGGCAUUAAAUUAAAUGAUUUCAUGAAAAUGCUUUGGUGGCACUUUUGCACAUGGAUUGCUUCUUGAUCAUUAAGAACCAAGCCUAACACUCAUCUAACUGUGAAUACUUACAUUUGUAGAUUAAUCACAUUCUAGAUUUGUGAGUUGAAUGACAAAGCACUUGAACAAAAAUAUAUGGCAUUUAAGAGCUUCUUUAUGUAUCUUAGUUGUAAAGAUGAGAAUGUGUUGGUUGGUUUUAAAAUCUGGUAACUCCAUGAUGAAAAGAAAUUUAUUUUAUAAGUGUUAUGACUCUAAUAAAG